Molecule: messenger RNA, 183 nt
Organism: Prunus armeniaca (apricot)
Lineage: Eukaryota; Viridiplantae; Streptophyta; Magnoliopsida; Rosales; Rosaceae
Source: the annotation of a GenBank genome assembly
AUGCCCGGGAAUGAAAAACCUUUGGCGGCUAUCAUAGAAGGAAUGUGGUAUUCUGUCGGAAAAAGUGGUAAAUCAACUAUGGAGCUGACUAGAACCCAGAAGAGGAGGGUUCAAAGGCUGUACUGCACAUUCCUCAAGAACAACAGUGAUGCGCAGGUACUUCCAGAGACUAAUCUUGCAUGA